Messenger RNA from Neospora caninum, 741 nucleotides. RefSeq names its product putative RRM domain-containing protein. Lineage: Eukaryota; Apicomplexa; Conoidasida; Eucoccidiorida; Sarcocystidae. The coding region runs from base 1 to 741 and encodes 246 amino acids. Gene Ontology annotation, molecular function: RNA binding. Gene Ontology annotation, cellular component: ribonucleoprotein complex. The record is from RefSeq and is a predicted model, not a curated record. The transcript is spliced from 3 exons.
AUGGUGAGUUUCCCGGUGUGUGUCACCUCAACUCGCGGCCUACGGUGCGCCUUUCGCGGAGGAACGGUUAUGCGGAUGCCGCAUCACACCCCGGAUCCUCGCGUCCUCCGGCCGCAUGUAUUAAAAAAUUGCCAGCCAGCUCUCAGCGGUGAAGCAUGCCCUGUUGACACCGAACUGUGGAAAAGAAAGAGGAGGAUGGGAGCCUCUUUACUCGCUCUGGGACUGCAGAAAGUACCUGCUGGACCGGCGACGUCAUAUACCGUCGGUCUCAGCGUUAGAGACAUCGUGUCACCCUCAGGGGAGGCGAAGGAGACGCAUUUUGGCAUCUUUCCUACCCAUUCUGGAAUGUGCAAACUUACUGGUAACAGUCGAAGCUUCUCAACUGAGCCUAUCUCCCACAUGCAGGAGAAGCCGGCUACCCUGCGGUUACGGGGUCUUUCCUACCGGGCUACAACCGACGAUAUUGCACAGUUUUUUGAGGGCUACAGCCUUGCUGGGCCGCCAGAGGAAGCCAUCCAGCUCCACCGACGCAUGGACGGCAGACCCACCGGCUGGGCCUCAGUGUACUUUGAGACGGAGCAGGAAGCUAGACGGGCGAAGCAGGACAAACACAGGUCGUAUCUCCAUGGCCGGUACAUUGAAAUUUUUAUCAAUUUUGAAACAGGCGAGCUCGAGUGGAUACAUCAGCCCACACUAAGCGAGAACGUCAACAGGAAGCACCACGGCAAAGAUAAUCGGUGA